UGACGUUUAAGCGAGAAUUGCUUUGUAAAUUAUUUUAUUUACUUAAAAAUAAUUCUUGGAUACAAAUUAUAGAAUAUUUACGGCAAUGGCUCUCGAAACUCCAGAUCCAAAUAAAACUAAAAAACCGUCUGAUAGUGCAUUUAAGCAGCAAAGACUACCAGCAUGGCAACCAAUUUUAACUGCAGGUACAGUCCUUCCUUCAUUCUUUAUCAUCGGAAUUGCCUUUAUACCAGUUGGUAUAGUAUUGCUGUAUUUAUCAAAUGAAGUUAAAGAAAUUGUACUUGAUUACACCCAUUGUAAUAAAACAAUAACUAAUAGUGAAGGCAACUGGACAGAAUUAUCUGAGAAAUGUGUUGACUUUAUUAAAACAAAUAGAGAUGAUCCAUGUGAAUGUACAAUUUCAUUUAAACUGAAAGAAAAUUAUGAUGGUAAAGUAUAUAUGUACUAUGGUUUAAGCAAUUACUAUCAGAACCACAGAAGAUAUGUGAAAUCUAGAGAUGACAAUCAGUUACUAGGAAAAUUGAGCCCAAAACCCUCAACUGAUUGUAUGCCAUUUGACUAUGUAGUUGAUAAUAAAACAAAUCCAUCUAAAAAACCUAUUGCUCCAUGUGGAGCAAUUGCUAAUUCAAUGUUCAAUGAUUCUAUAACAUUGAGCAUGAUAGAUGAUAAUGGAAAAAUUGUACCAAUUCCUCUUCUCAGAACAGGCAUUGCUUGGGAGUCUGAUAAAAACAUAAAAUUUAAAAACCCACCUGGUUCAACUUUAGAAGAAGCAUUUAAAGGAUAUGCCAAGCCGAUUGAUUGGAAAGUAGAUAUUUGGAACUUAGAUCCGGACAACAAAGAAAAUAAUGGUUUCCAAAACGAAGAUUUUAUAGUAUGGAUGCGAACUGCAGCUUUGCCUACUUUCAGAAAGUUAUAUAGAAGAGUUGACCACAGUCAACCUGAAUUUUCCUCAGGUUUGAAUAAUGGAACAUACAUUUUGAAGAUUCAGUACAAUUAUGACGUAAGCACAUUCAGUGGUUCCAAACGAGUGAUCCUUAGUACAACUUCUGUAAUGGGUGGAAAAAAUCCUUUCUUGGGGAUAGCAUAUAUUGUAGUUGGAUGUGCAUGUCUCUUAUUAGGCAUUGCUCUUCUAUUUAUACACAUAAAAUGUGGCAAAAGUACCAGUGAAAUGAUAAACGUCAACCCCCGAACACCGUACCAAUAAAGGAGAAUGGGACCUGCCAAACAAUACCACCGGUUAAUGUUUAAAGUAUGUGUGCUUAGUUACCUCAGAAACAUACAAAAGUGUUUUUUUCUUAAUCAAAUCUCCUGGCACUAUGUGAUAGACAGUGGCUAAUGUAGGUAUCUCAAGUAUGAGCAAAGAAGUUAGUGGUUUUAAGUUAAGUACACUGCAGAGUUAGUUUUUUAUUAAUUUUUAUUCGACUUAAACUGUUAUCUCUAAAAGAUGUUAUAUUAUGUGGAAAGUAUUUGGAAUAGUUAUUAUAGCCAUGAAAUUUAUCUUCAAAAGUUAAUAAAUUACUGAUUAAUAAUAAAUACGUGAAAUCAUAAUUGUAUUGAUAUAUGCUCAGGUCUUUAAGUGUAUUUAUUUUGAUUUUUUAUUUAAAUAUAUCGUGCGUUUACAAUAAGAGACAUUUGAACAAUACGAGAUGGAAUGGAAUGGAUAUUCGUACAUCAUAUUUAUAUGCCAAACCAUUUUUUAACUAGUACAGAGUUGUAACCCUAAGAAAUAGAUAUAAAACAGAUAUAUCUUGUAAUACUACAAACUUAUUCUACUACUCACUGUUUGAGAAGUUGACUGCUGCGCUGUUUAGUGAGUUUAAUUUGCGCUAGUGAAAUGACAAGUGAAAUGCCGAGUUUUGGAUUUGCAAACUACCAUAUCGCUGUUCUAAAUAUCCAGCGCUCUAGAGGACUUUUUUACUCAAACUGAUGUUAAAUUGGCGGUGUUUUUACCCUAAUUCAAUGAAAUGAGAGAGAACUGACACAAUUUACAUCUACUCUUCUUCGAUUUUAAUAAAAAGUACAACACUGGCCAAAAUCAGUGUUAAUAGUUUUCCUAGUAAGUUAAAAUCACGCCAAAAAUACCUUUUUUCGUCAUUAGGCAUCAAUUAGGAGCAGACUAAGGCCUAGGCAACCAAGGCACACGCCACACGCCUAGGACCGGUAAUUUUUGAGCCCCGAAAACUAGAUUUUUAGUUUUUAUAAUUAAUUAUGCCGAAUCGUUGUUUGAUAAAUUCUACAAAUGUGAACGCGCAUUCCCGGGCUUAUGCAUCCAAACCCGCAAGUGUCGAUGUGUGCAAAUACGACAGUAUUAUCGCCUAUCGAAUUUAAAAAGUCAAACGUAGCUAUUUAAAUCAGUCUGCGGAACGUUACGUAUUGUAUCUUAUG
Molecule: messenger RNA, 2385 nt
Organism: Diabrotica balteata
Lineage: Eukaryota; Metazoa; Arthropoda; Insecta; Coleoptera; Chrysomelidae
Source: the annotation of a GenBank genome assembly